GCUAACAAUCCCAUACUCCCCUCCCCUUAUGAGGCGUGAAAGAAAACUGUAUGGGGGAAAAUGGCGGCGCAGACUGAUCGAGGCAUACCUCUGAGCGCACUCAGUCCGAAAUUCCUGCACACGAAUUCCACAAGCCACACCUGGCCAUUCAGCGCUAUUGCAGAGCUUGUCGACAAUGCAUAUGAUCCAGAUGUCAGUGCCAAACAGUUUUGGAUCGAUAAAACGCGGAUCAGAAAUGUUGAUUGUCUGACGUUCAUGGACAAUGGAAACGGGCUGAUCUACCAGAAGAUGCACAAGAUGCUGAGCUUUGGCUUCAGUGAUAAGCAGACCAUAAAUGGUCACGUACCUGUCGGUCUUUAUGGCAACGGCUUCAAGUCUGGUUCCAUGCGCCUGGGGAAGGACGCCAUCGUAUUCUCAAAGACCCAUGAUUCCAUGUGCGUGGGCAUGCUCUCUCAGACGUACCUGGAGCAAACGAGUGCCAAUCAUGUGGUCGUCCCCAUUGUUGCCUUCAGACGCACGGGAAACAACUUGUUCCGGCCUGCACCAGAGCACUCAGCCAGUUUGCAGGACAUUCUAAAAUACUCCCUGUUUAAGAGUGUGCCUGAGCUAGAUUCUGAGCUUCGUACUAUCACCGCGAACGGAACCACGGCUACUAGCGGCACUCGUAUCAUCAUCUGGAACCUCAGAAGGUCCACAACAGGACAAAUGGAGUUUGAGUUCAACAGAGACAAAUAUGACAUCCAGAUCCCUCCCACUGUUUUUGAAAGUAACCGGGACAUGUACAAACGGCCUGAGCUGCCGAUGGAGUCACACCCAGAGAGUGAUUCUUCACUCCAGGCAUAUUGUAGCAUACUGUACCUAAAGCCCAGGAUGCAGAUCAUCAUAAGGGGACAGAAAGUCAAGACCCAGCUCGUCUCCAAGAACCUGGCCUACAGCCGGAAAGACUCCUACAAACCCAACUUUCUUACUGCACGUGUCCCAAUAACCUUUGGCUACAACACCAAAAGUAAAGACCACUAUGGUAUCAUGAUGUACCACAAGAACCGCCUGAUCAAAGCAUAUGAGCGUGUUGGCUGCCAGCGACAGGCCAACAUCAAGGGGGUGGGUGUCAUAGGCGUUAUAGAGUGUAACUUCCUCAAACCAACUCACAACAAACAGGAUUUUGACUACACAGACGAAUACAGGAAAACCAUCAAUAGUGUUGCGCUGAAACUUGAGGAGUACUGGAAAGAAAUUCGCUUUAAGAGGGAAAAAGAAGAUCCUACCAGCUUGAUUCCCUUGGAGGACACCUUCAAGCGUCCGGAUCAGAACUGGGUCCAGUGUGACAAGUGCCUGCAGUGGAGGAAGCUCCCCGAUGGCAUCGACCCAGAAAAACUCCCUACCCAGUGGUUCUGCCACAUGAAUCCAGACCCUCAGUUCAGGAGUUGCCACGUCCCGCAAGAAGCAGAGGAUUCAGACGAUGACCUCUCCUACCCAAAAACCUACAAACAACAUGAACGCCUCAGCAAGAUCCAUCAGGAGAGGCAGAAGCAACUGGAGGCGGAAGCGAAGAAGAAAGAGGAGAUGCAGAGGCUGGUCAGGUUGGCACAGCAGAAUGAGGAACUUCGACGGCAGCACGAGAGGCUCAAAAUUCAGCUCAGACAGACGAGUUCUUUCAGAGUGUCUGUGCCUCCACCACCGCUGAGGAGCGCCUUGGCAACUGCUCCCCACAGCUCCAGUACCCUCAGCCAAGCAGGCCCCAGCCCUUCGUCUCAUGGCAUGCCCAUCAUCUCUAGUGUCUGCUCCCUCUCCACUCCUACCAGAAUGAAGAGGAUGCAAACCUCGGUGCCUGACAGUGUAGAGGCAAAGAAAGCUCGAAGCAAUCAUCCUGGUAAAGCAUCAGAGGGCGCUUCUACAUCAUCGUCAGCAGCAGCAACCUGCCAGUCUCCUACAGUGGUCAUCCCUGAUGAUGAUGAUGAUGAAGAAGAUGAUGAAGAUUGUGCAAAUGGAAGAAUCAGCAGUGGUGACGAAGAGGACAUUGUCAUCGAUGAAACCAAAAGCACCCCCAAACCCAAGGCGCCGACCUUUGACAUCUCCAAAGUGAAGACGGAGCUGCGAGGUGUGAGCGAGGUGCCCGGGAUUCUCAUGGAGUGUUCUGACGACGCUGCCCCAGAGGUGCCAAAACUUUCGGCGUCAUCGUCUGCCGCGGCGUCGUCUGCUGCGGCGUCGUCUGCUGCGGCGUCUGCUGCAACUCCAACCCGCUCACCCUCAAGCCCAGAGCAUGGACAGGUCAGCACCACCACCCAAACGGAAGCCAGUGUCGAUAUUAAAGAGGAAAAGGAGGAAGUGAAAAGUACAAAAGAUACCAGAGAGGAAAACAGGCCAAACGGUGAGGAGGAGGAGGAGAGAACAGAUAUGGGUGUGUCGUCUUUCGCAGAAGAAGAGGCAGCAGCAUCGGCGAUGGACGUCGCACCAGAUAAGGAGGGGUGUUCAGCGAGCCCAUCGGGGAGUGAGGAAAAGGCUAGAGAAGGCAUGGAUGAUGAAGGAGACUCCGAAACAAAUGCAAUACAAGCGAGAGAGACAGAGCCACAGACUGAUGGAGAGAGGGGAUUGAUGGCAAUGUCACGUCCAACAGAUCCAAACCCCAGUGAGACUCCCUACCUCGCACAGGCUCAACUGCAGCAGGACCAGCUGAUGGAGCUCCUGGAGAAAACGGCCAAGGAGAGGGACACGUUCCAGGGCGAGGUGCACCAGCUCAUCGUCAAGGUGGAGGACCUGGAGCAGACCGUUCGCACGCUCACCCAGGACUCUGUGAAGAAAGAACCGAACCAUCAGGCUUGCCAAACGGACAAACGAGACGAUGAGAAGGAUUACACGAGUCUCCAACAACAAAUAGAGAGACUCCAGAAAGAGAGGGAUGCUCUGGCGGAAGAAAAGAGACAGUGGGAGAAGAACGGAGGGGAAGGGAGCAGCAGCUCGACACAGAAAGACCAAAAAGAGAAAGAGGGACCCUGUACCUCGCAGGUUGAGGUGGAUGAUGAAAUGGCCCUGCAGGUGGAUUCCUUGCUCAGGGAGCUGGACCAGCGGAACGCGGAGCGCGAUGAACUGAAAAACAAGCUGGACAGUCUUGAUGUGGAAAAGGCAGCUUUGGCGUCCCGGAUGGAGCAGCUGCAGAAAGAACUGGAGGACGUGAGAAAAGAUGGGUAUAGAAAUCCAGUUGGAGUAACAAAUGGCCAGCCGUCAGCCGUCGACUCCAGCCAACAGGAAGACAGAGUGGACACAGCCGGUGGGUCUUCCCCAAGCCAUCAGGCGCAGACCAAUGGCAGUGGAGAGCCGCGCCAGAAUGGGGAUGCAGAUGUGAUGGAGGUGGAGAGCCAGGGAGAGGAUGAUGCUCAGACGAGCAGUCAAACGCACAACAGCCCCCGACCUGGCAGAGAGCUAAAGCACAGGCUGAGUGAACUUCGGCGCAGUGUGGGCCGUCUCCUGGUCACGUUUGUACCUGCUCUUGACCUGAACCAAGUUAACUACAACUGCUCAGUCAUCGACGAAAUUCUAGACCAAGUUCUUCAAGAGAUCUCGCAGAGUGAGAAUGGGAUUGAUGCCUCAUAGAUUAGAAAGAGUAAACCAAAGCUUUGUUAGGAUAGAAAAAGAACAGAAUACUAACCCCAGCUAAAUGUAAAGCUUGAAACAAUUGAAACAAUAUGCUUCAUUUUAUAUCUGAUGAAAUGCAAAAAUAACAUUGUUGAAUGUACCUGGUUUUGAUUAUAUUGUACAUAGUUUUAUAUAAGUUUAUUUUUGUACUGCUGCAUAUUGGUUUGUGAUACAGAAGAAGCUGAACUUGCACUGUACUUUCUCUGAAGACAAAAAUGUAUGGUUUUUAUUUUGGAACACUAGAUAUCCAUUGGAUACUGAUGUUCAGAAACCCAUUCCUUAUGUCCAGUUAAAUUCAGAAACUUGUGCACAACUCAUUUCUGCCGGAUAUUGCAGGUUAUACAGUUGAUGAACAUGUUAAAUGGCUAGAAUUAUUUCCUUAAUAAAAAUAUGUUCAAGUUAAGAGAUCUAUUCUUAAAAUUUUAAAGUUAUUUGUAAUGAAGGGAAUAUUUUUUGCUUUAUCUCUUGGAAGUUAUCAUGUAGGCUAAGGGAUCUGUGCCUUGCAGAAGAAAUCAGAAUCAAAAGUUGGGUCCUGAACAAUAACUUGUAUUACCAGCUAAAAUGAAAAAUUGAAAAACUAACUUAAAUACAGUUUGUUCGUGUGUCAUCACACUGUUUUGGUCUUUGAUGUGAAUAUGAUGUGAAUAUUUCAGUAGUUGGUGGGUUCUGGGUUUGUAUGCGUUUACAGGCCCUCAAUCGGAGUGCUUUCUUUUAUAGACAUGCAAGUUCUGUAAAUGUUGCCAGAAGUUGGACUAUCAGUUAUUUUACAUUAUGUGUAAAUAAUGUGUAAUUUUAUAUUUUUUUAUUAUUGUUCAUUAGUUUUGCCUGAUGUACAAGUGGGUGUUAACAUGAGGGUACUGUAUAAAAUUGAGGAUUGAUAUAAAUAUAUUUCAUUUACACUUUUCUUAAGCAAUAACAAAAUGAGUGGCAAAAGAUCAUGUAUUUUGACUGUUUGUAAUGCUGAUAUUACACGGACAUGCACUUUUUGAAGUAGAACUUUCAACAAGGUAACGUCAGGGAAUGUCGGACUCCGGUAAUGCGACAAGCUAGUUUAUCAUAUUUAGACUACAGCACAUACCAGUUAUGAAUUUUCUUUUGUUGUCACACUUCGAGGGUAGAAGAUCCUUAUAACGUCUGUACGAUUGGUCACAAACGCAGGCUUGUUGCUAAAUAAAACGGGGCUUAGAAAGUA
Messenger RNA from Clupea harengus (Atlantic herring), 4822 nucleotides. It is a transcript of the gene morc3a, whose product is annotated as MORC family CW-type zinc finger 3a. Lineage: Eukaryota; Metazoa; Chordata; Actinopteri; Clupeiformes; Clupeidae. The record is from RefSeq and is a predicted model, not a curated record. Gene Ontology annotation, molecular function: zinc ion binding; ATP hydrolysis activity. Gene Ontology annotation, cellular component: nucleus; PML body.